Molecule: messenger RNA, 5463 nt
Organism: Wyeomyia smithii (pitcher-plant mosquito)
Lineage: Eukaryota; Metazoa; Arthropoda; Insecta; Diptera; Culicidae
Exons: 10
Coding region: 739-4803 (1354 amino acids)
Biological process (GO): positive regulation of kinase activity; protein phosphorylation; cell surface receptor protein tyrosine kinase signaling pathway
Cellular component (GO): axon; signaling receptor complex
Molecular function (GO): ATP binding; transmembrane receptor protein tyrosine kinase activity
Source: RefSeq, a predicted model, not a curated record
CAUCAUCCAGUUGUCUUUUAUCACUCGUCGGGAACGGUGUCGGUUGAAGAUUUCGCGAAGAAUUGUUUGCAUUUGAAAAACAGAGUUAUCCGUUCGAAUUUGACAAAGUGUUGUGUGAAAAUUGCUCGUUAACGUUUUUUUCUAUCGAAUCAUAGAAACUGAUUGGUAGCAGCGGGUUUACGUGUUGAUUGGAACAUUUCGUGAAUUAUAUUAAUUGUUCCGAUUACAUGUCGUACUGGAUUGCAAUUGGGAUUUAACUCGUAUUCUAAUUGGAUUCUGUUGGCGUCGGAAGAAAAUUUCUUUGAUUUUCAUGAAUGAAAACCAACACAAUCGUCGUACGAGCAACAGCGUGGAAAACUGCAGCCCACGAGAAGCUUAUCUAUCAGUUUGACUAGAUUUAAAUUGAAUAGAUUUAAUUGCUUUUGCCUUUCGGGGUUCAAGUACCUACCCGGUUGCAUUUCGCGUCGUCGAUCCUCGACAGAGCCGACUGUGAUGUGACUAAUUGUGCCUCCGUGAGUUCGUCCGCAUUGGUGUCUCCUAGCAAAGGAAUAAAAAAGUUGUUGCAAACGGAAGAAAAUUAUUCCCUCAGUUGGCGCGCCGCGAAGUGAUUGCGUGUAUGCGUGGAUCGCGCGAAAAAAUUAUCACUCAUCACGGUUGAAGAUAAAACGAAGAAGAAGAGAAAAAACCGCAAACAGCCCGUGAGUGCGAAGGAUAGCUUAUUUUUCCUGCCAACGGAUAAUGCAGUCCUUGCCACCGGGGACGACAACGCCAGUGGCGAUGGUGGCAAAGCGAAAGGUUCUGAAUUGCAGCGUCCCGAUGUCGUCAUCUGGUAAAAAGGCCGGAAACACUCGAGGUGAUGCUGCGUCAUUUCAGCUCCGGGUUCUGUGGCUGCUCCUGGCGCUGCUAUUCGGCACGUUUGGCGUGACUCAGUGCAAUGACCAUGACAUUUAUUACCCAACAUCUCGACUUCAUCUCAGCAUUCCGACUUCCCGAGAAUCCUACAUCAUGUUACGUGCACAUCCGCUACUGAAUCUUUCCCCGCCGCAGAAGUAUCGCUCUGAACGAUACAGCUACGCAAUCGAAAGUCCAGUUGAACACUAUCUGAAGAUUGAUGCAAACUCCGGGGAUGUUUGGAUUGAUUCUCAUUUUUUCAACCAACGAACGAAUGUCACAGAGUUUAUCAUUUCCGCUAAAAGCCGGCGAAAUGAAUUACGACUGAGUUUAACCAUCACGCCCGUGCCUCUAGCCGAAGGUCAACUGCCAAAUUUCUGCGAAGAGCAUUUGAAUGAUAUCUGUUUCUGGGAAUCGGCUACGUACAAAAUCAGAGAAAAUGAACCAAUUGGAUUCGAAAUCGGUUCAAUUGGGCCGAACCUGUACUUACAACUGUGUCGCACACAAAUGGUCACUUAUUCGCUCGCCAACGCAACCGACUAUCUGUCCGAAAGCAACGGAUCAAUCUACAGUAACGCUAUCCUCGACCACGAUUUACCACGGCCAGGUCCGCUGCUGCGUGUCGGUGUGCAGUGUACGGUUCAGUUGAGCGAGAAUGCCGUGCCGCAGCAAUUGAAUCGAAUCAUCGAUAUUACCGUACUGGAUGAGAACGAUAAUCGUCCGCGCGUCGAACAUGUAAUCGAUAGACAUAUCGAGCUGCAUUUAGAUGAUCCUCAUAUUAUUCAGGAUCACCCAUUGGCACAUUUAAAAGUCGUAUUCGUGGAUAACGAUACAAUCGCCGUGAACAAUCACGUGCACUAUCAGCUGAUAAACGAUACAUAUAAACUGUUUCAACCGAAUUGUACCAUGUACGAAAUUAAUCGCGUGGCCAACAUCAAACAAACCAUUUAUGCCUGCGCACUAAUCGCUCAGCAAUCCGGGCUACUACCCAAAGGACAGUACUGUGUUACAUUGCGGGCGAUGGACGAGUCUGUUUCGCGGGUAGUCCUUCACAGUUCGAUGGGAAACGUUACAAUUUGUAUCAAUCCCAACCACGAAAAAAUCCAACUGCCUCGGCCGGAAGCACUGAUUAGUGGCGAAAGUUCUGCAGCCGCAGCACAGCCCCCACGUUCCGGAGGAAAAAAGGCUCGUUCGAGCAACAAACUGGUAGCCAAUCUGGCUAAUUGUAGUUACGUCCCGGAGGUCACACUGUACAACACAUCGACGCAAUAUGCACGCGUCGCGGUACCAGAUAAUUUUUACGAUCAAGUGAGGCAGAAUAGAAUCAAUCUGGAAUAUCGUAUUGUAAACAAUCCACUGGAAGCAUUCGGCAUAACCGAGCAGGCAGGUAUAAUUUAUCUUAAAAACGUCACCAGCGUCCGAACGCAACUUGCCGGUGUCGUGCUGCCACUCACGGUUGCCUGGCUGAAUCACACUGCUACUAUCCGAAUAGUUUUACAGCACAACACAAACAAUUCGUGUGAUGCGUUAACAGAUGACUUCUGCUCUAUUCACUCGAAACCAGGUGCUUGCAAUUCUAGCUGUGGAAUAGGCAGCCGAGAAGGCAGUUGUCACUUUCGCAAUCAGGCUCCCCUUAGCGACGGGGCGAGCAAGUUCGUAGAGGACUAUCCCACCUGCUCGCCAGAUUUGACGUUCUGCCCAGACAACGUUUGUGAUCCGCUUGAGGAUAUGGCGUUCAAGCUCAAGUAUCAAAUAUGCCCUCAAGAUUGUACACCGUCAAAUGAAGUGAUUGGAUUGCAUCACAUUGAUUCAAGUCGUUCUCGGGGCAUUCAUAUGUCAUCUACGCCUUGUACUUGUCGUAGUUCGGGACAAUGCGAAUGUACCCUUGCAAUCGGUAUCAAACCUGAGCACCGAAAAGUCAGAACUAAAACAACCCCAACCACUACAACAAGUACAGAGCUACCGACCCUAGUGAGUAACCAAACCGGAGAAUCGCUACCGGCUGCCGUCAGAGACGGGAAUACAUUCUAUCAAACUGGACUGAUUAAUGGUCCCCACGCACCGAUAUAUCUGUUGGCUAUAGUACUCGUACCGAUGAUUGUAGCUGUCCUGAUUGUAUCCUACUGCUUCACGCGCAAAGUUAAUCUGAAGAAAAAACUAGCGGAAGAAAACAGUAUUCCGAUGCACAUGGUUAGCAACGACACAGAGGUGUUCAACAUGGACUUACCGUUAAACUCCCGAAUGAAUGAAAUAAAUUUUAAAAUUGAUUUUGAUUCUAAAUGGGAAUUUCCACGAGCGAAUCUCAUUUUGGAUGUGACCUUAGGUGAAGGUGAGUUCGGUAAAGUUUUGAAAGGAUACGCUACUGAUUUACCUGAACGCCCCGGGAUCACUACAGUGGCGGUAAAAAUGCUUAAAACAGGAGCCAAUUCUGUUGAGUUGCUCGCCCUGUUGUCCGAAUAUCAACUUCUUCAAGAGGUAACCCAUCCGAACGUUAUUCGACUGCUUGGUGCGUGUACGAAAGGCGAUUCUCCUCUGCUAAUUAUAGAAUACUGCCAGUAUGGGUCACUAAAGAACUAUCUUCGUCUUAGUCGUAAAUUAGACGGUCUUGACACGGCGAACUACGAAAACUCAAUCGAACCAAUCACUGUUAAGGACAUUCUUUCGUUCGCCUGGCAAAUCAGCAAAGGAAUGGCCUAUCUGACAGAAAUUAAAUUGGUUCACCGUGAUUUGGCCGCCCGAAACGUACUGUUGGCAGAGGGUAAGGUGUGUAAAAUAUCUGAUUUCGGUCUGACACGAGACGUGUACGAAGACGAUGCUUAUCUGAAGAAAAGCAAAGAUCGAGUGCCCGUGAAAUGGAUGGCACCAGAAUCGUUGGCGGAUCACAUCUACACAACCAAAAGCGACGUGUGGGCUUUCGGUGUGCUAUGCUGGGAACUCAUCACACUGGGUGCUUCUCCUUAUCCCGGAAUACCACCACAAAAUCUCUAUAAUCUGCUGAAACAAGGUUAUCGAAUGGAAUGCCCGAAAAAUUGUUCCGAAGAAAUUUACAACAUUGUGCGCUCUUGCUGGGCCGAUGACCCAAAGAUUCGUCCAUCGUUCAAACAUCUGGCAGGUCAGUUUGAACAUUUACUGGGUCGUAGCGCGAAAUACGUAGACAUGGAACAGAACUCGAUCUCUAAUCCUGUGUACUGCGAGAACAACGAUGAAACGGAUUGCGCGAAGAUUUCGUUCGUGAAGGAAGAGCAAGCACGUCUCGAAAGCCUUUGGAGCACACCUCAGUAUGAGUCGGCAACGGACGGCAGUAGCACCGUCGAUAGCUUUCGCUACCUGUCACCGUUCGCGGACAAGAAGGCGCUGCUACUGCAAAGCUAUGACACACCCCGGCCGCUAAUCGAAACGGCAACCAUCGAGCAAAAAUUGCGCUAUGAAAACGACGUCCGACUACGACCCAAAAAGGUCUUUCCCAACGGUGUCUACCCACCGUCAUCAACGCCAACGUCGGCCACUGUCUACAUUAACUCAUCGAGCCAUCCGAACCUUUUUUCCACUUUAGCAAUUGAUGAAACGUCCUUUAUAUCUACCACGUCUCCAACCGAGUACGAUUCACCCAGUAGGAAACCUCGGCGGGUGUCCUACUUGGACAUGAACAAGAACAGUGUUAAUUUGAACUUAGAGAUUAACAACAUCGUCGAUAAGAAGCAAUCGAAAGAUAUUGCCUUCCGUUUUUCAAGCUCCAGCGACAACAAUCUGCAGAUGAUAGUCACGUCCAGUGCGGAUCCAACGAGCGCCUCAGUGGUCAGAAAUGACCAGACGGACGAAGGUGAUCGUGGGAGAGAUGAAGUAGACUUCCCAUGUAAGAAAAUGAACAGCCAUGAGCUGCUGGGUGCGUUGACCGUCACAUCGACUGUUUAGAUAAAUACUGUCAUUUCCACUUUGUUGAAGUUUUCGAAAUCCUUUACCACCCUUUGAAUAAUCGAAAGAGUAAAUGAAACCAAAAGUCAGUAAUAAGUUGAAAAGUUAUUACUAACAGGACUCAUGUGAGUGGAACCAAUAUGUAGUACCAACUAUUCUAGAGUAUAGACUAAAUAUUUGAUAUAAAUAUUACACUAGUUAUACAGAUGAAAAACCAAACGUUAUGCUGAGCUUAACGAAGUUUGGUUUUUGUACUCGUUUAUUUUUUAUACAUAUUUAUUUUUGUUUUGUUUGCCCUAUGUUCGUUAGGCGUAAUCAAUUGAUCUCAAUUUCAAUGUACCUAACUAAAUACCAAAAAUGUUCUAUAUGUUUCCGACCUAUACGGGUAGCGUUUGCUUUAAAAAAUAUUUAUUUUGUAUGUUUGAGAAACCGAAGACGUGCCAUAUAUUGUUGCGCUUAAAAUAAAACUCGUUGUUUAUUAGAAAAAAUAUAGGUUCUAUAAUCGUUCGCUGAUAACUUUUAGCUAUGUCUGGAACAUUAUCGAAUCGAUUCGUGAGCAUUAUACCCAAAUGCUUUGAGCUGCAACAACGUGUAUGAAAUGCAGCUGUGCAAAAAAAAGACUAUAAAUUAAACCGGGAGGCGAAUAAAUGUAUAAAAUAA